CCAAAACCCGUCUCCGUCCUCUUUGUCUGCCUGGGAAACAUAGGCCGUUCCACCAUGGCCGAAGGAGUCUUCCAAAGCCUAACCCGCCCCUCCGACAAACCCGGCCACCCUCUCGUUGCAAAAAUAGACUCCUGCGGCACCGGCGCGUACCACAUCGGCGAUGGCCCGGACUCGCGCACCAUGUCCACACUCGCGGACAACGGCAUCUCUACAUACCGACACCAGGCGAGGAAGUUCCAGACAAAGGAUUUCACAGAGUUUGAUUAUAUUCUUGCGAUGGAUGAUGAUAAUUUGGAGCACCUGCGGAGGCUACGGUCACGAGAGGUUAAGAAGCUGGGUGAGGAAGAGGGAGGGAAGAGUUUGGGGAAGGUGAUGUUGUUUGGGGAGUUUGGGGGGAAGAAAAGAAAGGGUGGGAGGGGAGAGGAGGUGCAGGAUCCGUAUUAUGGGGCGAGAGACGGGUUUGAGAUUGCGUAUGCACAGAGUGUGAAGUUUUCGAAGGCUUUCUUGGAGAUGCUUGAGGAGGGCUUGUUGAGUUGAUGGGUGCGUGAGAUGGGAUAGAGGGGCAAGGAAGUGAAAGGGAGUGCAGAUGAUAGUAGGGGCUUGAUAUGAUACCCUGAUAGAUGAUAAUAGGAAAUGCA
Messenger RNA from Lindgomyces ingoldianus, 638 nucleotides. RefSeq names its product phosphotyrosine protein phosphatases I. NCBI's taxonomy places the organism in Eukaryota, Fungi, Ascomycota, Dothideomycetes, Pleosporales, Lindgomycetaceae. The record is from RefSeq and is a predicted model, not a curated record. Gene Ontology annotation, molecular function: protein tyrosine phosphatase activity. The transcript is spliced from 2 exons. Gene Ontology annotation, biological process: protein dephosphorylation. The annotation marks the transcript as partial.